GAUAGUAAUUGACAAAUGAAGCUGCUUCGAACAUUAUUUCGCGCGACAACCACAAUGAAGUCAAACAUGCGGUUACCAGAGAAUGAGGUGUCAGUAAAAGCGCCGUGGGGCAACAUAGCAGGGUUAACAUGGGGCAGCCCGUCAAACCCGCCAGUCCUUCUCUGCCACGGGAAGUUAGACGCGAGUUCAGGGUUCCGUCCAUUGGUCUCGCUCCUGCCGGAAUGUUUCUACUACGUUGCAAUAGACCUCCCGGGUAAUGGCCGAUCCGACCAUUUCCCGCGUGGUGUCCGAUACACUGUUAUUGAUUUUGUUCCAACCAUCCUCAAAGUCGUGGAACACUUCAAGUGGGACAAUUUUAUUUAUAUUGGUCAUUCGCUUGGAGUCCCUAUUGGCAAGUUCUUCAACAUAGCGUACCCGGAUUAUAUAACGCGCAUGGUGGAGAUUGACCCGGUGCCCGCGCACCACACGUGGCCCACCACGCGACAGGGCAUUCAAGACUGGUUCCACGACUACUACGGCUUUUACGACGAAAAAAAAUACCGCAAAUUCAACAGCGGCCCCGAGACGGCGCCGAAGUACACCAGAGAGAAAGCACAACAAUUGAUGAUGGAAACGCGCGGUCUUACAAAAGAAGCAUCAAAUAAUGUUCUAGAAAGAGUAUUAAUGCCAGCUGGAGACAGUCUCUACAGGUUUACAUACGACCAGAGAAUGAAAGAAGUGACAGUGCUCCCAUUCUCGGGGGAGCUUCUGGGUAAAAUCUACACCACGACCACAACGCCUACCUUCUGUGUAGUGGCCCAAGGCAUGAUCGACGUGGGCUGUUACAUCGAAGUACCUUUCGUCAUGGAUGAGAAGGCAUGGCCGAAUGGAAACUACUCCUACAAAAUCGUAGACGGAGGCCACGACGUUCACAUAAACAACCCUGGCUGUAUGGCGGACGACAUAUCCAAGUUUAUAUUGGCCGAAUUUAAAUCGAAAUUGUAAAUAUUUAGACGCAAUUAAAUAUUUUUAAGAAAGUU
Messenger RNA from Manduca sexta (tobacco hornworm), 1019 nucleotides. Its product is annotated as serine hydrolase-like protein. The coding region runs from base 16 to 984 and encodes 322 amino acids. The transcript has 6 exons. Lineage: Eukaryota; Metazoa; Arthropoda; Insecta; Lepidoptera; Sphingidae. The record is from RefSeq and is a predicted model, not a curated record.